Molecule: messenger RNA, 3398 nt
Organism: Quercus robur (English oak)
Lineage: Eukaryota; Viridiplantae; Streptophyta; Magnoliopsida; Fagales; Fagaceae
Product: probable LRR receptor-like serine/threonine-protein kinase At3g47570
Exons: 2
Coding region: 169-3255 (1028 amino acids)
Biological process (GO): protein phosphorylation
Cellular component (GO): plasma membrane
Molecular function (GO): protein binding; ATP binding; protein kinase activity
Source: RefSeq, a predicted model, not a curated record
AAUUCCCAAUUAGGAGGAAAGUGACUUCUGUCACCAGACCAAUGUUCCAGCAAACAUUAUAAGAACACAAUCCGGGUGGGCUCAAAACAUCAAACCAUUACAACUGGUGAUUGCAGCAUACUUCAUUAAUUUGCUGCAUUCUCCAAUUAAUACAUACAUUGAAAAACAAUGAGGCAUUUUCAUUUCUCCUUAAUGCUUUUCAUCCUCUUUUUUCAAAUUUUCGCUUGCUAUAGUGCGAGAAAGGUAGGGGGUAUUGACUCUGGCACUGAAACAGAAGUACUCUUAUCUUUCAAAUCCUUGGUGUCUGAUCCCCAAAAUGCUCUGUCUGGGUGGAAUAUAAGUUAUUCUCACUGUACUUGGUUUGGGGUCAACUGCACCAGCAGUACAACAAAAGUCCAAUCACUGCACCUUAGCAGUCUGGGACUCUUUGGUAUUAUUCCCCCUCAGCUCUCCAACCUCACUUCCCUCAAAACUCUAGACCUUUCAAACAACUCCUUUUUUGGUCAAAUUCCUUCUGAGCUUGGCCAUCUUACUAGCCUUCAGCAUAUAAUUCUCGUGGGGAACAUAAUUAAUGGCACGAUCCCUAUCAGUCUAUCUCAUUGUCGUAGGCUUGAAACUAUAAUGUUUCGGAACAACAAACUUACUGGUCAUCUUCCUCGUGAACUAGGCCGACUUCAUAGACUGAAAGUUCUUGACGCGUCCAUGAACAAUCUUACUGGUGCAAUUCCCUCUACUUUUGGCAAUCUCUCCACUCUUACCGUUCUCAACAUGUCAAGAACUCAGAUAUAUGGCGAAAUUCCAAAUGAGUUGGGUCGUCUCAAUAAUCUUGUCACUCUUCAACUCUCGGAGAAUCAAUUAAGUGGUGAGAUUCCCUUUUCAAUUUUCAACAUUUCCUCCCUGAAGUUCUUAUCUCUCACACUAAACAGGCUAGUUGGAAAGCUUCCCUCCAAUAUAGGCCUUACCCUUCCCAAAAUAAGGGAUCUCCGCUUGGCCAGCAAUCAUCUGGAAGGACCAAUACCAAGUUCUUUAUCCAAUGCUUCAUAUAUUGAACACCUUGAUCUCUCCUCAAAUAAUUUCACUGGGCAUAUUCCUUUACUUGGUAACUUGAAACAUCUUGUCCAGUUACUCCUUGGUGCGAACAGUUUAUCUUCUACAACAAAACUGAAUUUCCAAGUAUUUGACUCCCUUACAAACUGUACCCUGCUAAGCAAAAUCCUUCUGAAUUCUAACCAAUUAGCUGGUGAACUUCCCCCUUCUGUCGCAAAUCUCUCGGUCAAUCUCCAACAUUUUUGUGUUUAUGAUAAUUUCCUGACCGGUAGCUUCCCUCAAAGAUUGGAAAAGUACCAAAACCUUGUGUCCUUAUCAAUUGAGAAAAAUUUUUUCGAAGGCAAAAUACCAAACUCAAUUGGAAAACUUCAGAAACUAGAAAGACUUAUGGUUUCUGGCAACUUGUUCUCUGGAGAAAUUCCGGAUAUCUUUAGCAAUCUUACGUGGCUAUAUGAGCUAGACAUGGCAAACAACCGGUUAUCUGGUAGAAUUCCUAUGAGUAUAGCAACAUGCCAGCGAUUAGAGAUGCUUGUUCUACGAAGGACAGCCCUCAGUGGCAGCAUUCCAAAGCAAAUUUUUGAGCUUCCCCAGCUAAAAUUUUUGCUGUUGGCAAAUAACAGCUUAAGCGGUUUUCUGCCCGAUGAAUUUGGCCAUUUGAGACAGCUUGAAUUCAUGGACAUUUCUGGAAACCAGCUAUCCGGAAAUAUUCCUGCAAUAACCGAGAGAUACUCAAUUUUGCAAUAUCUCAACAUUGCAAGAAACAGGAUAACUGGCUCAAUACCAAAGUCACUGGAAAAUCUAGCAGCACUGGAGAGCUUGGAUCUUUCUUCCAACAAUCUCUCUGGCCUAAUCCCGACAGAAUUGGAGAACCUCAAUGCUUUGCAGAUGUUAAAUUUGUCUUUCAAUAGCUUGGAAGGAGAAGUACCGAAAAAUGGUGUCUUUGCCAACAUCAGCUGGGAUUCUCUACAGGGAAACAAACAGCUCUGCGUAUUUGACCAUGAGACUGCAGAAAAGCUAAGAGUCACUACUUGUGUGACAAAAACAAAAUCGAACUCAGAUUUAGUGCUCAAAGUCAUUAUUCCAACCUCUUCUUUCAUUGUGCUUGUGUGUGCAUUGUGUUUAGUAUGUGCAGUGAUCACCAAAAAGAAGAGAAAGACAAUAAACAAUCAAAGUUCAUCAUCUGAACUGAAGGGUUUACCGCCAAGGCUAUCUUACUCUGAAAUCCAGCUUGCAACAAACGGGUUUGACACAAAAAAUUUGAUAGGGAGAGGAGCUUUUGGGUCUGUAUAUAGAGCUGUUUUCAGUACUGGUGAAAGUGGAAUCCACACCACAGUUGCAGUCAAGGUUCUUGACUUGACACAAAGCAAAGCUUCCAAGAGUUUUGUCACAGAAUGUGAAGCUCUCAGAAACAUCCGGCAUCGGAACCUUGUUAAGGUCUUCACUUCUUGCUCCAGCAUUGAUCACACAGGAGCUGAAUUCAAGGCUUUAGCUAUGGAAUUCAUGUCUAAUGGUAACUUGGAUAAGUGGUUGUACCCAGAGGAUGUUGAGUGUGGAUCAACUCUGACCUUGACCCAGAGACUGAAUAUUGCUAUUGAUGUAGCUUCUGCGUUAGAUUACCUACAUCAUGAUUGUGACCCACCUGUAGUCCAUUGCGACUUGAAACCUGGAAAUGUGCUUUUAGAUGAAGAUAUGACUGCUCAUGUAGGAGAUUUUGGGUUAGCAAGGUUUCUCUCUCAUGAUUCAUCACAGACUGGGAGUAGCACAAUCGGACUAAAAGGCUCAAUUGGUUAUAUUGCUCCAGAGUAUGGCUUGGGUGGAAAGGCUUCAACCAGCGGGGAUGUCUAUAGUUUUGGGAUACUGCUGCUUGAGAUGAUCAUUGCCAAGAAGCCCACAGAUGGGAUUUUCCAGGAAGGUUUAAGCAUAAACAAGUUCAUCUCCGAAGUGCAUGAGAGUAAAAUCUUGGAUAUUGCUGAUCCAAAGCUUUUCAAGGAUAAUGAAUCUUUUUUGCAAAACAGCAGUGCUAAUUAUUCUUCUGGUGAUGAUAGCAGCAGCAAGAACAAAAACAACAUUGCUUUCAGAGGUGAAGAGUGCGUGGCUUCUAUGGUGAGAGUUGGACUGUCUUGUGCUGCUGAUUCAUUGAAAGAACGUUUUACUAUGAGAGAAGCCUUAUCGAAGUUGCAAGAGAUUAAAAGAUGUUCUAGUGGAUGAAGCAUUGCAUUAAAUCUAUUUUGUGUAUUUAUGUUUGUUUCCCAAGCUGUUUGAAGCUAUAAGUUCUUAUGAUUAGAACUGCAAAUUGAUAUGAGGAUCUCUUUAAUGGCCAGUUAAUUUGAUCAUAUGUCAAAUUUUAUCAA